Messenger RNA from Puccinia triticina, 1212 nucleotides. RefSeq lists its product as uncharacterized. The coding region runs from base 1 to 1212 and encodes 403 amino acids. The record is from RefSeq and is a predicted model, not a curated record. Lineage: Eukaryota; Fungi; Basidiomycota; Pucciniomycetes; Pucciniales; Pucciniaceae. The transcript is spliced from 3 exons. Gene Ontology annotation, biological process: mitochondrial transmembrane transport.
AUGUCCCAUCCAGAACCACAGAAGCGCUCGAAAGGAAAACAUCCUCAGCUGCAACAGCAUCCUGACCUAGCAGACGAUACAUCCUUCAAGCGGCUCGGAUCCGGGGCCGGGCUCCAAUCAGCCACCACCGUCCGGCCAAGGGAUAAGAUACUGGCGGCAUGUGCGGGAGGAUGCUUGACAAGCUUGACGAUGACUCCGUUGGAUGUCGUCAAAACUCGCCUGCAGACCCAGUCGCAACCUUUUCCGGGAAUAGCCUAUUAUCACUCAACAACAACAACAACGGCACUCAACCAUAUCAUCCAUGACCAUCCCCUCUCCCAAGCCUAUCCUAGCCGACCUUCUCCUCCGUCCAAUGGGACCCUAGCCACCCUUCUCCAAAUUGUUCGCUUCGAGGGCAUCGGCUCGCUGUGGCGAGGGAUCGCGCCUACCCUGAUGAUCACCAUCCCAGCCCAGGCAAUUUAUAUGCUCGGAUACGACAUGCUCCGUUCGGCCUUUCUCGAGCUAGUCCCGCCAACUGGCCGCGAAGGCCUCUCAUCGGCGUCCUCCUUCGCCGCCGUCAUCCCGCUCCUCUCCGGGGCCAUGUCUCGUUCGUUGGUCGUCGCACUCUUCUCGCCGCUCGAGCUGAUCCGGACGCGGCUCCAAUCAACACCGGUAGCCCGCCCGCAGCUGCUCCGGCUUGCGCCGUUCGACCCGAACGGCCGGGGUGGCGUGGCGAGUCCGCGCCCGAUACUCGGCACGCUACUAAGCUCAGUGCGCUCGACGGGUCUCCGAACUCUCUACACAGGACUUCCAGCGACGCUGUGGCGGGAUGUGCCUUUUAGCGCCCUUUACUGGUCCUCAUACGAGGCCUCCCGACGGAUCCUCAGCGGUGGACUCGGCUUCGGCGAGGCUGAUAGUCGGGCUAGCGUCCACCAGCUUGCCCUCCAGAGCUUCUUCGCCGGCUCCCUCAGCGGCGCUGUCGCCGCUACUCUCACUAACCCCUUCGACGUCGUCAAAACCCGCAGACAGGCUUCCCCUUACUCGCCUUCCUCAUCCUCCCACACUCCAAGGCCCCCUGGGACUAUCCGUAUUAUCCUUCAGAUCGCUCGCUCUGAAGGCAUUAGAAAUGGACUCAUGAGAGGCCUCUCGCCCCGGCUGGCUAAAGUUAUCCCCGGCUGUGGAAUCAUGAUCGCCUCGUAUGAAGGACUCGCUCAAGUACUCUCAAAGUACUAG